Molecule: messenger RNA, 1200 nt
Organism: Clarias gariepinus (North African catfish)
Lineage: Eukaryota; Metazoa; Chordata; Actinopteri; Siluriformes; Clariidae
Product: macrophage mannose receptor 1-like
Exons: 7
Coding region: 1-1200 (399 amino acids)
Source: RefSeq, a predicted model, not a curated record
AUGAACACAUCCUAUGCUCUUCGUCGCCAAGAAAUCGUUGGAGCCCUUGUAGCUCCACGGGUGUUUGCAGAGUUUCACCGAAUCAACAACAUUAACCUGCGCAAUCAAUUCUACAAGGAGCUGGACAGACACACGCCUAAACUCAUCACCUUGUUCAGAGACAAGGCUACCAAGACUGGCAAGAUAGCGCAGGAGCUAGCCAAGCUCAUAAGGAUUUAUGACUUUCAGGAACAACGUGAUAUAAAUAUGAGACGGGCCCUCGUCCUUCGUGCACUUCCUGUCUACUUGCGUGAAGAUGCCUUCAAGUUCUUCAGGACCUGCAACUCAGCAGAUGGUCCAGACCUCACUGACACUCCAUUGGCUCUCCUGACAGUCGUCAUGGAUGACACUACUGAUGCGUCCCUCCUCAGCCCUGAGAGCAUCUGUAUUGUCGUGGAGGAUGAAAUACUUGACAACAAACCACUGAAAGGGCGUCUGCUGACGCUGAAGAAUGAUUUGUUCAGCUGUAGUGGUUACAAAUUAAUUAAGGAGCAAAAGACCUGGCGUGAUGCUCAAACCUACUGCAGAAAGAACUACAUCGACCUGGUCAGUGUGAGGAACCAAACUGAGAACGAGAACAUCAAGAAUGUGAGGCAGAAUUCCUCUAAUGAUUAUGUUUGGAUUGGUCUGUUUAAUGACUCCUGGAAGUGGUCAGAUCAGAGUAAUUCCUCAUUCAGAUACUGGAGCUCUAACAAACCCAGUAAAGAUUUGAAAUGUACUGCAGUCAACGUGUCUGAUCAACUCUACUGGAGUGAUGUGGACUGUACAGAAAACCUUCCGUUCAUCUGCCACCAUGAGAAUAAACUUGUAUUGAUUAAGCAGAAUCUGACCUGGAGAGAAGCUCUGAGAUACUGCAGGAACAAUCAUUAUGACCUGGUCUCAGUGCUCACUCAGGAGAUGCAGGUCUGGGUGAAGGAAGUGGCUCAAGACGCCUCCACUGAACACGUGUGGCUCGGACUGCGUUAUGACUGCAUCCAGAGUAUCUGGUUCUGGGUUUUUGGAUCAUUGAUCUGCUUCCAGGACUGGGCCCCGGGGAACGGGAACGGGUUCGAAAUCUGUACAAAUGAGGAGAGAACCGGAGCAGUUCAGUCUAGAGGAGAGCAGCAGUGGAUCAGCCUGCCUCAGAGCAACACACUCAACUUCAUCUGCUCUAACUAUUAA